Messenger RNA from Carassius auratus (goldfish), 1824 nucleotides. Its product is annotated as butyrophilin-like protein 2. The transcript has 13 exons. NCBI's taxonomy places the organism in Eukaryota, Metazoa, Chordata, Actinopteri, Cypriniformes, Cyprinidae. The record is from RefSeq and is a predicted model, not a curated record. Gene Ontology annotation, biological process: cell surface receptor signaling pathway; immune response; T cell costimulation. Gene Ontology annotation, cellular component: external side of plasma membrane. Bases 1 to 1824 code for a protein of 607 amino acids.
AUGCACAACCAUCACACUCCAAAGGAAGGGUUGACUGUGCGCGGUCCGUCUGCUCCUCUGGUGGCUCCUCUGGGAUCUUCAGUGGUUUUUCUCUGUUAUGUUGAUGACCCUUUACCAGUGGAAGAUCUGGAGGUGGAGUGGAGAAGACCAGACUCGGAGACUUUAGUUCAUCUGUAUCAGGAUGGUAAGAGUCAAACAGAAGUCCAGCAGCAGGAUUAUCAGAACAGAGCUCAUUUCUUCACUGAUCAGAUUCAACAUGGAAACUUCUCCCUCCGUCUGGACGAUCUGAGAGCUGAAGAUGCUGGAGAAUACAUAUGUACAGUUCACAGUCAGCAGGAGUCUGGAGAAACUGUGGUUCAAAUAAACGUUGAUGUUGUACGUUUGCGAGUGUCUGGCUCAGAUGAGUCCAUAUCUGCAUCUGUGGGUGAAGACGUCACUCUGAGCUGCUCUGUAGACUCUCACUUCACACCUGAACACAUCGACGUUACAUGGAAGAAAACAGAUGAAAAUAUUCAGGUUCUGCUCUACAAAAACAAUGAACCUGUACCAGACUCAGCUGAUUUGCGAUACAGAGAAAGAGUUGAGUUCUUCACUGAUGAAAUCCCCAAAUUAAACUUCUCUCUCAGACUGAAGAGCGUCAGAAGUGAGGAUAAAGGAAUUUACAUGUGUGAAGUGUUUGCUGGAGGACUUUCAGCCAAUACAACUGUAGAACUGGAGCAACUGGGUUUCUCUGUUUCUCACAUCAUGGUGCUGAUUCUCUGUGUUUCUGCGUCUGGAUCUGCUCUUCUGCUCUGCUGCCUGAUCUACUGCAGAAAUAAGAACGGGUUAACUGUGAUGUAUUCUCAGAGCAGACUUGUUGAUCUGGGAUCUUCAAUGGUUCUGAAGUGUUAUAGAGUUAAACCUUUAGAAACAGAGGAUCUGAAGGUGGAGUGGAGAAGAACAGACACUAAGACUUUAGUUCAUCUGUAUCAGGAUGGUAAGGGUCAAACAGAGAAACAGCAGGAGGAUUAUCAGAACAGAGCUCAUUUCUUCACUGAUCAGAUUCAACAUGGAAACUUCUCCCUCCGUCUGGACGAUCUGAGAGCUGAAGAUGAGGGAGAAUACACAUGUACAGUUUACAGCAAACAGAGAUCUGUGUUUUCAACUCAAGCAAGUUUGGAACCAAGACUACUUGAUUCAGUCCUCCAUCUUCAUCUGUUUCUAGUCGUCUGUCCAAAUAUGAUCAUGUUCUUUGCUUUUGUCUUCUGGGGUGUUUCUGAGGGAUCUGUGAGUGAGACGGUGUGUUGUUGUGCUCUUUAUUUCCUGAGACCUCUCCUGUUGCUCUGGGCAGCUCCGUUUAUUAAAGAUUUGUUUUCAGUCCAGAUUAAAACAUGGAUUCAGAAAUACAGUUAUGUGGCAGAAUAUGCUGUUUUCUCACUGGUUAUGUAUUCAGCUCUUUUCGCUAGUGCUUGGGAAAGGUUUCUGAAUUAUGCUGUAUUUAGUAAAGUGAUGAUGAUAGGGCUGUUUGUGAUCGUGUUUGUGUGCUGCCUCUGCAAAAUCACUUACAUUUUAGUUUCAGAGGUCUGGAAGAAAACUGGACGGAUAUUUGAAAUAUUUGAUCUUGUGGCUGAUAUGACCUUUCGCAUUCUGCCCACUUUACAAUUCAUCCUCCUCUUCUACACGUUUGGAUCCACCAGAGGAGGGUUGAUCAUGGUUGUGAUUUUACCAGUCUUACUGAUGAUGAUGACAAAUGACAGAUGGCUUUAUAGAUGCAGACGUGGAUCUGUCUGCGAGGAUGAGAAGGGAACAUCUGUUAUUGCCAGCAAUGAAUCUGCUGCCUUCUGA